Odobenus rosmarus divergens (Pacific walrus) is the source of this 2642-nucleotide messenger RNA. It is a transcript of the gene GOLGA1, whose product is annotated as golgin A1. The coding region runs from base 303 to 2642 and encodes 779 amino acids. The transcript has 23 exons. Gene Ontology annotation, cellular component: Golgi apparatus. The record is from RefSeq and is a predicted model, not a curated record. Lineage: Eukaryota; Metazoa; Chordata; Mammalia; Carnivora; Odobenidae.
CCGGCUGUGGGGGCUGGUGACGCGGGCCGGCGUUCACGAGAGGUCCCGGAGGCGGGGCUCUGCCCGCUGCCCAGAGAGCGGCAGGACAGAAUGCUUUGACCUCCAGGCUGUUUUAAAUCUGGUAGAUAAGCCAGAUACUGUCCCAUAAGCCCUUGGCCCACAUCUAAGUGGGAAUGCAGCUAUCUUGGAUGUCUGGAACUUUUUAGGCACCAGUCUCUGAAGUCCUGGUUGCUAGCCUAAGGACUAGACUGCUGGGGUGGUUCACGAGCUGGUCAUCUGUGCAGGAUAACCACACAGCAAAAAUGUUUGCAAAACUAAAGAAGAAAAUUGCAGAAGAGACUGCCGUGGCCCAGAGGCCAGGAGGUGCUACUAGGAUCCCACGGUCGGUGAGCAAGGAAUCGGUUGCCUCUAUGGGAGCUGACUCAGGAGAUGACUUUGCUUCCGAUGGAAGCAGCUCCAGAGAAGAUCUUUCAUCCCAGCUUUUGAGAAGGAAUGAACAGAUACGGAAAUUAGAAGUCAGACUUUCUGACUAUGCUGAACAGGUCCGAAACUUGCAGAAGAUAAAAGAGAAGCUUGAAAUUGCAUUAGAAAAACACCAGGAUUCUUCCAUGCGGAAAUUUCAAGAGCAGAAUGAGACAUUCCAAGCCAACAGAGCCAAAAUGGCAGAAGGACUGGCUUUGGCAUUAGCCAGAAAGGACCAGGAAUGGUCAGAAAAAAUGGAUCAGCUUGAAAAGGAGAAAAGGUUUCUGACAGCUCAGUUACAGGAAAUGAAGAACCAGAGUUUGAAUCUUUUCCAAAGGAGGGAUGAAAUGGAUGAAUUAGAGGGGUUCCAGCAACAGGAACUAAGUAAAGUAAAGCACAUGCUUUUAAAAAAAGAAGAAAGUCUGGGGAAAAUGGAGCAAGAGUUGGAGGCACGAACCAGAGAACUUAGUCACACCCGGGAGGAGUUGAUGACCUCCAGUCAGAUGUCAUCAGACUUGAGCCAGAAGCUAGAAGAAUUGCAGAGACACUGCUCAGCGCUGGAAGAGCAGAGAGAUCAUGUGACAGCUUCAAAAACAGGUGCAGAAAAUAAGGUCUCAGCCCUGGAGCAAAAGGAACAAGGGCUCCAAGCGUUCAUUCAGCAGCUUUCCGUGGAUUUGCAGAAGGCCACUGCUGAGACUCAAGAGAAGGAAAAACUCAUCACCCAUUUGCAGGAGAAGGUCUCAUCCUUGGAGAAGAAACUAGAGCAGAACUUAUCAGGAGAAGAACAUGUGCAGGAACUGCUGAAAGAGAAAACUGUUGCUGAGCAGAAUUUGGAGGCUACCAGACAGCAGCUCAUGGCAGCCAGAAGCAGCCAGGCCAAGGCCACCGACAUCCUGGAGACUCGGGUGAAAGAACUCGAGCUGAGUUUGCAAGCGUCUGAGGAGAAGCUGAAGCACAGUGGUGAUGUCAUGGCAGCUCAGGAAGCUCAGAUUCAGGAGCUCGCUGCCGCAAACCGGGAGAGCAGCGCUGCGCCCCGGCAGGCGCCGGCUCUGGAGCCGCAGUGCCUGGAGCGCGUGUGCACGCUCGAGGCGCCGCUCGCCGCCCUGGAGAGAGACCGGGGGGUGGGGUGGGGGGGGGCGCAGACAGCGGAGGAGCGGGAGGUGAGAGAGCUGGAGCAAGAAAAUGCAGCCCUCAAAGAAAGUAAGAAUGAAUGUGAACGUUCUUUACAACACCACCAACUUGAACUGAAGAAGCUAAAGGAAGAAUGGAGCCAAAGAGAAAUUGUGAGUGUUGCCAUGGCUCAAGCCCUGUUUUUUUUACGGAAGCAGAGGGAAGAGUUCCAGCAACAGGCUGCUAACCUCACAGCUGUCAUAGAUGAGAAGGAGCAGACUCUGCAGGUUUUUUUUGAAGUGAUUCUCCAGAAAGAGCAGGAGAUUUUCCAGCUGAAGAAAGGUCAUGACUCUGCCCUGUCACAGAUGCAUCAGCUGCAGAGUGAGCUGGAAGCCCUGCGGAGCCUGAGGGCAGAGGAGUCCGAGGCUGCUGCGAGGGACGAUGUGCUGAGACUGCCCAGCCCCGAGCAGGGGUUGACGCUCUUUUUUUUCGAGCCUCACGUAACCUCAAGGGCCGCGCAGGACCCCAUGGACCAGCUUCCAGCGGCGGAGAGAAUCCCAAACGGUGAGGUGGGGGUCAUGGACCUAUUUUUUUUACAGAAGGAGAAACAGGACUUGGAGCAGCAACUUCUGGAGAAAAAUAAGACCAUAAAGCAGUUUUUUUUGAGGAUGCUGGAACUCAAAAAGACUCUCCAGAAGGAACUGCGUAGCAUCUUUCCAUGGGGUUUUUUUUUUUUCAGACCCGACAAUGAGCUGUUUGAAGUCCGGGACAAGCCUGGCCCUGAGAUGCUUUUUUUUGCCCCUUCUGUCACGAAUAACGCUGACCUGACUGAUGCCCGAGAGAUCAACUUUGAAUACCUGAAACACGUGGUUUUGAAAUUCAUGUCCUGCCGAGAAUCUGAGGCUUUUCACCUUAUAUUUUUUUUGUCAGUGUUGCUGAACUUCUCAGAAGAGGAAGAGAACAUGCUCAAAGAAACCCUUUUUUUUAAGAUGUCAUGGUUUGGGUCCAAGCCAGCCCCCAAGGGCAGCAUCCGGCCAUCCAUCUCCAACCCUCGGAUACCGUGGUCCUAG